This is a messenger RNA of Suillus fuscotomentosus, 1770 nucleotides long. Its product is annotated as class II aaRS and biotin synthetase. Gene Ontology annotation, molecular function: biotin--[biotin carboxyl-carrier protein] ligase activity. The transcript is spliced from 6 exons. NCBI's taxonomy places the organism in Eukaryota, Fungi, Basidiomycota, Agaricomycetes, Boletales, Suillaceae. Gene Ontology annotation, cellular component: cytoplasm. Gene Ontology annotation, biological process: protein modification process. The record is from RefSeq and is a predicted model, not a curated record. The coding region runs from base 1 to 1770 and encodes 589 amino acids.
AUGAACGUGCUAGUGUAUCCCAGCACACACCCAGCCGCUCCCUCUCUCGUUGAAACGCUUGCUUCAAUACUGACACCGCACUAUCUACCACAGCUGCUAAUACCAUCUCAACUAUCCGUACAAGAAUAUCCAUGGCACACCUCUUGUGCCCUCCUCUUACUCCUCUCCCCUCCUACAGAUCAUGCAGCUGUCCGCAAAUACAUCGAGUCCGGAGGUAGGAUAUUAGCAUUUGGCGUUGGCGUCAGAAAAGGCACUCUAUUUGGUCCGAAUCAUGACUUUGGAUCGCUAUCCGCGGGUCUUGGUCUAGGCAUGGUAAAGGACACGACUAUACUCAGAGUCGCUGAUGGAAACGCGUCUUUCUACAUCUCCUUCUCAACUGCUUCUGGAACAAAUGCGGAUGUACUGAUCGAUGACACCGUGCUAUCUGUAUCCAGACUACCCAUGUGUCCUUUGGACCUCGAAGCACACAUCAUCGGUCGUUAUGUUGAGGGGAAUGCGCCUGCUGGUAUCUUAUCUCAAAGCGGGCUUGUCGCGAUGUGGAAUUGCACGCCACCCCUUCCCGAUAUCCUGCUGUCACAAUCGCUAUCUGCACUUGGUCUGCACUUCUCCUCGCAGAGAGCUGAUUCCAGUCUUGAGCCUCACAUUCUACCUCAGUUUCUUCUUGCUCGUCCGGAUUCAUGGCAGGUACACGAUGAAUCAAAGGCCAAGUGGGAGCCUUUUGUGUUCGAAGAUACCAACGACAAUUUUCACUUUCACUUCCCAUCCAUCCCUCCCGAGGCCAGAAACACCGAUCACCCCAUACUCGAACUCAUUCCACCAAAUUUCCUUUCAAACCCGAAAGUCAAGCACGUACUCGUACCUUCAAGACCCCUAACUAUCGAGGAUGAACGAAUAUACACCCCACAAUUCUCACCAUCUGCCUUCUUCCGCGCCAUAGACAAGUUUCGCUCUGGAAUGAAAGAUACCAGCCAAGGCACAAACCAAGAUUCCUGGCGCAUCGGCGAAGCACUCAUGUACGGCGAAGUAGUCUCCAGCACACAAACAAUGUUUGACAAAAACCCGUCUUUCCUCCGUGUACUCCCCCCUCCCAUCGUUUCCCUCGCCACAGUACAAUUGGCAGGACGCGGCAGAGGUGGUAACGCGUGGCUCUCACCUGCAGGGUGCUUGCAGAUGUCGCUCAAGAUUCGAAUCGGGCUCAAAGGGUCUUCAUUAGGCUCCGAAUGGGCCCAUAAAGUCCGUCUGAAGUGGCCUAAUGACAUUUAUGGCCUCUUCCCAUCUUCCCAACACAGCCCUGUAUCAAAUUCAAAGUCAACACCGGAACCACGGAAAAUCGGCGGGGUACUGAUAAACACUAGUUUUGGCGGUGGCGUGGCAGAUGUAGUAAUCGGAAGCGGCCUCAACGUCUUAAACGCACCACCUAUCGCCUCACUCGCCCAACUCGCAUCUACACCUAUCCCAGGGCUCUCUGUAGAACGUGUAGCAGCGGCAGUUCUCACCUCCUUUGAGCGCAUGUGGAAUUCUUUUUUGCAGAAUCAGGAACAGGGUUUUCAUCCGUUCAUGGAUCAAUACCUCCGAUCAUGGUUACAUUCGGACCAGCUCGUCACACUAACGAACCGGACCCCACACCAAAGUGUCCGCAUUGUCGGUAUUACUCCCGACCAUGGGUUGUUACGUACUGUGCCGAUGGGCGGUGGAGAGUUCAUUGAUUUACAGCCUGAUGGGAAUAGCUUUGAUAUGAUGAAGGGGCUGAUAUCGACAAAGAAGAGGUAG